Schistosoma spindalis is the source of this 2227-nucleotide messenger RNA. The record is from the annotation of a GenBank genome assembly. Lineage: Eukaryota; Metazoa; Platyhelminthes; Trematoda; Strigeidida; Schistosomatidae.
GAGUAACAGAAAAGAAAUCGGUAUCGUUUAUAAGGAAAGAAUUUUUCCUGGUUUAUACUGAAGUAUUUUGUUAAUAUGGGGAUUAAUUACAUAUUAGAAAUAUGAAUUGGUCCACCACUUCAAAGUACAAUAUUGAACAAAAUCAGUCAAAUUUAUUUAUUGAAAAUAAUACAGAUUACUUUCCUUGCUAUACUCUAUCAAAUAUGAAGUUUCUUCAUAAAAUAGUUUACCCAUUUCAAAAUGAAGUUGUUCAGAAUGAAUCUAAAAAGUAUUUACAUGAUCAGAAACAACAUAAUAUGAAUUCAACAAGUCAAGAAUAUGAAAUGCUGGAUCAAUUAUGCAGUGUUGAAAACUAUCAGGACAACUACACUGAGAAUUAUCCUCAUUAUUAUUCAGUAACAUCUACAUCUCUACCGGAAUCAAUAAAUUCUCAAUCAAUAAACAAAGAAAGUGUAUCAUUUGCGGAUAAACUCUAUGACUCUUGUUCCUUACGUAUUAAUACUAAUAAUCUUGAUAAUAAAAUUCAUAAUUACACAAGACAUCACGAUGAUUAUACAGAUCUAAAAGCUAUACCUACUUGUUUGAAAUGCUAUCACUCUACUUCAAAUUAUCAACAAUAUUCUAUACAAAAUUAUCUCUGUGAUCAAACCACUACUGAAAUGUAUAAAUAUAAACAAAUUCCAGAUUAUUUCAAUUCUGACAAAUGUGAUAAUUUUAAAGAUGUAAAACAGAUAGGUAUGGAGUUAAAUAAGGAAGGAAUUAGUGUGGUUGGAACAAAGACUUUAAUAUGUCGAUGGAAAUCAUGUCGCUUGACAUUUACCGAUCAUAAAUCAUUUGUAAAUCAUAUUGAAUCAUCACACGUUACUUCACAUAUAUCGAAUAAAGAAUAUUACUGUUAUUGGGAAGGUUGUCGACGUCAAUUGAAACCAUUCAAUGCGCGUUACAAAUUAAUUGUUCAUCUACGCAUUCAUAGCGGUGAUCGACCAAAUAAGUGCACGUACCCUGGUUGUAUCAAAGCGUUUUCUCGUCUGGAAAAUUUAAAAAUUCAUAUACGUUCACAUACUGGUGAAAGACCAUUUAUUUGUCAACAAGACGGUUGUGAUCGUACAUUUUCGAAUAGUUCUGAUAGAGCGAAACAUCAACGUACACAUAUACACACUAAACCAUAUGCAUGCAAAGUAAUUGGUUGUGCCAAACGGUAUACAGACCCAAGUUCUUUACGAAAACAUUCAAAAUCGCAUUCGAUUUUUGAAUUAAGUCAAUCAUCAAAAAGUGAUGUUAUCAAAGAAUGUAAACUAAGAAAAGAUUUAAAACUGAAUUGUUCUAAUCAGUUAAAUAUUCUCGCACAAAAUCAAAAAACGAUCAUUUUCCAGGGAGAUAUAAAUUAUUCACAAAGGUAUUAUCCAGAAAACAAUACUGUUUCAUAUAGUAUUUAUGGGUCAUUUAAUGACACAAUACCUUCUUAUUGUAUUCAAAAUAACUUAAAGUUAUCUAACAGGAAUUGUACAAAUAUUCAAUCUGAUAACAUGACAAAAAUAACUAAUGAUUUACCCUGUUCAUACAUUUCAUCCCAUCAGUCUACUAAUGAAAAAACACUUUAACUUAUUCAUGUAUGAUAACUGACAUGGAUUUAAUAACCCAAAUUGUUUCGUUGUUUUAUUGUUAUAUAUUUUGUGAGAAUUUCUCUGAAUCCGUCAAUUAUUUUUAUUCAUGUAUAUUAAUCUGUAUAAGAAUACACUAUUUAUCAUGAAGAUAGUCAUCCAUAUCAAUUUAAGGUUGAUGUAAAUUCUCCAUCACAAUGUUCAUAUUUUGAUCAAUUUAAUUCAUAUGAAAUUGAUCAUACACCUAAACUCAAAUAUCACUGGAAUGAAGAUUCAAAAUACACUUACCACCACCACCAACACAUUAAACAAUAUUGAACAAAAUAUUAAUGGUUUCAAUUCAAAUUAUUAUUAUAAUUCAUGGAUGACCAUUCAUUUAAAAGACAAAAAAGUGUUUUCUUUUUUUCAGGAAUCAAUACUCAUAGAAAACGGCAAAUUUUUUAUCUAUUGGUUUUCUCUAGUAUUUAAUCUUUGAAUAUUGGAUUAUUAAAUUAUUUCUGUUUUUCAAUAUAACUGGGGUUCUGUCAACAAGAACAACAAGAACGACAAAACAGAACAAGAAAUUUCAAUGUUCAUUUUAAUAAUUUCAUGAGGUUCUUGUUUUAUUAACUAUUUGUUACAAUUGA